UUCAAACAACCACCAACGGAACAAACACUACAGUGAAAGAAAGAGAAUGUUUCUCGUGCUACUUUUAACCUUCGCUUCAUAUCCUGUAUUUUCUGCUGGAGAUACAUGCGGAACAAAGCCAGAUUUAUACUGUAAGUCCGCCAAUCUGGAACAGGACAUUAACAAUUUAAAAACAAAGCAAGAAACUCGUGUCGUGUAUUCAGCCUAUGGUUUUGAGAUCCUUGGCACUAAUGUGACAUUUCCUAAUGUGAUCAUGAACAAUGGUAGUGGAUAUAACAGUACUACAGGACAGUUCAAGGCUCCAGUUGCCGGUAUGUACUACAUAGCCGCUACACUGUCCACUGCACAGGAAAAAGAAUACCAAAGGGUUCAAUGUUUUAUUCAAAGGAACGGAGAUAGCAUAGUUGAGCUUUUUUCAGAUAAGUUUGGUACUGAUGAAGUUGGAUCAUAUCAGCUUACAGCGACAGAGCCUGUAUAUCUUGCUAUUGGUGAUGUUGUCGGUGUUGGUGGAUGUAUUUCCUACGAAGGAAUACAUAAUGAUCGUGGGACCAGUUUCAAAGGGAUUCUCAUACAAGCAGAUUAACGACCAAAUGAGAUCCGGCAUAUAGAAAUCCUUGUGAAUUGAUUGAUAAAGAACUAUAAGAACAAUAAAACUCUGCAUCUAGAA
Messenger RNA from Mercenaria mercenaria, 667 nucleotides. RefSeq names its product complement C1q tumor necrosis factor-related protein 5-like. Gene Ontology annotation, molecular function: protein binding. The record is from RefSeq and is a predicted model, not a curated record. The transcript has 3 exons. Lineage: Eukaryota; Metazoa; Mollusca; Bivalvia; Venerida; Veneridae. The coding region runs from base 47 to 583 and encodes 178 amino acids.